This is a messenger RNA of Aspergillus puulaauensis, 2343 nucleotides long. RefSeq lists its product as uncharacterized. Bases 1 to 2343 code for a protein of 780 amino acids. Gene Ontology annotation, cellular component: cytoplasm. The transcript has 6 exons. Lineage: Eukaryota; Fungi; Ascomycota; Eurotiomycetes; Eurotiales; Aspergillaceae. Gene Ontology annotation, molecular function: dipeptidyl-peptidase activity. The record is from RefSeq and is a predicted model, not a curated record.
AUGUCGUCCCCGCUCCGUGGCACUCCUGUCUACCAGCUAGCUGUCAAACAACCCUUCGAUUCCCUCGACCAUGAGAGCAAGAUAUACGCACAUUAUCUUGCAAGAGCCGUGUGGCACGGAAGUAGGAUUUCCCUGCGGGAGACGUCGCGGGAAAGCCCUUUGAUCUUCGACCUUAUCCUCGAUCUGUACCAUGCAUGUGAGGGCAAAUGGGACACUAUUGUGACACGAUGUGGCGUCACACGUGACGAACUUGAAGUGUUUUUGGAGUACGCCGGGACAUUCUUAUCUCAUCUGGGAAACGUCUCUGCUGAUGGGCGUGAGAAGCUUGUCCCCGAAUUAUCUACCGAAGCGUUGAAGAGGAUUGCGAGCAUUUCCCCCAAGACAACUGCUGAUUUGGAGAAAGCAAUCGACGGAUUGUUAGGUGUUCGUCCUCCACGCCCAAAGUAUCCGGGAGAAAGCGUGCGGCUGGGGUUUUACCCGAGAGAAGCACUGUCCGAUGUUAGCGACAAUGACCUUUUCAGAAUCUGGCACACUAUUCGUGAGGCUCAGAACAUUGUUGACGGAAUUCCCGCCAGCGAGUGGUCCAUUACCCACAGCAACACCCAACUCCAACCGGUGAUUGACGACAAUGGUAAGACCAUUUACCAUAUCCUCCUGGCCUCUGAGCUUGGAGCUUGCGAUGAACCGCGGAUAUUAGCCGAAGAUAUACGGCUUAUAAGGGGCGUCCAUUCAGAAGAAUUGUCCCAUAUAUGCAACGCGCUAGACCGCGCGAAGAAAUGGGCCCCUAAAGAGCAACACGCGACUUUGGAUCACUACCUCAAUUACUUUCGCACCGGACACAACCUUUCAUUACAGGCGGCGCAGAAGGCCCCAACAGGCGAGAGAGUCGAGAGUUUCCUCGGCUUUGUCAACCCACUUCAUAAUUGCGCCGGUGAGUGGAAUGGCAUGGUGGGGAUUUUUAACCAAGAUGAGCAGUCGAAAUUGAACCAGAUUGUGAAUUCUUCGUCUGCGCUGAUCCGACAGCUGCCAUGGGCAGUCCCAGGUGUGAAUGGUGGCAAAGGGCCGUUCGAGACAUUCUCAUUUGACGCACCUAGGCUCGCCAGACUCCAUACCCUCGCUAUGUGCGGGAGGAUUGUAUUCCAAGACGCCAAACCUGAAAGCUUCCAUGAGGACCGCUGGAUCUGCCAUUUCAGGAAUACUGUUUUUGCGAAUCGUCUGAACGAGGAUACCAGCUCAACCAUCUUCUGCGAUUGGAUUUCUCCUUUGAACACAGAGCAUUUUAGGCGCAGCAUACACCUCGUCAGCUUCAUCAUAACCGCAGUCCACCAGUUAAUCGGCCAUGGAACAGGGAAGCUCCUCGGUCGGAGAAUAGAAGACGGCUGCAGGUGCAACUUCAAUGAGGAAAUGCCCCCGAUUAGUCCAUUAACAGGAAAGCCAAUCGCCUCGGUCUAUCCCUUGGGGAAGUCAUGGGAAGAUAUUUUCCCAAGCGACGCCAAAUCAGUUGAGGAGUGCCGGGCAACGUUGGUUUCGCAGUACCUGAUGGAUAGCAAGGAGAUCCUGGCGAUUUUUGGCUAUUCUGAGACAAGUGAGAUUACAUCUGAGGACCUUCUCUAUACCAGCUACCUCAAGAUCUGUGUUGACGGCAUCCAAGCCCUGCAAUAUUACGGCAUCGAGGGCCGGCCCUGGCCCGUGUGGGAAACCGACCAUCCUGUAGCCAAAGCAAAUUUUACCAUAUUAAAAUACCUCCUUCAAAACGGCUCCGGGGUCAUCAAAAUCACCCACGAUCGCGAGGCCUCAACCAUAACGGCCAGCGUCGAUCGCACAAAGAUGCUGUCUCACGGAAAAGCAGCUCUAGGAGACUACCUACUCCGUCUUCACAUCUGGCGGUGUACUGGAGAUACAACCCCCUGUAGAGAGCUCUACGAAUCCCUCUCUACCGUCGAUGGCAUAUACGGGGAGUGGCGAGAGAUUGUAUCCUCGAAACGGGCAGCAAGAUGGAAAUUCGUGCAGCCGAAUACGUUCCUCACGGUGGAUAAUGAGGUGGAGCUCCGGGUGUAUGAGGAGAGCAAUGAGGGCAUCAUCAGGUCGUGGGCAGAGAGGGAUGUCCAGGCCAAGGAGGAGAAAAUUCAAAGGUUGGCCGAGCAAGAUACUAGAGAUAAGGAAGAGGUAAUGGUUGAGAGGGAUGUCAAACCGAAGAUGGAGAACCUCAGCUUGGAGCCUGGAAGGGGUAUGCACCCCGAGGAGGAUAACAUUGGAGACGACAACAUUGGAGACGCUCAGCCUAGGGCGGGGGUGAGGGCAUCUGUGAAAUCCUUUGUGCAAAAAAUAGUGCACCGGAACUAA